Messenger RNA from Staurois parvus, 274 nucleotides. NCBI's taxonomy places the organism in Eukaryota, Metazoa, Chordata, Amphibia, Anura, Ranidae. The record is from the annotation of a GenBank genome assembly.
CAGGGGCGGACUGACAACUCAUGGGACCCCCGGGCAAUAGGGGAUCAUGGGGCCCCUGUGUCCUUGCCCAAACUAAAAAAAGAAUAUGAAAAAGGUACCAGGGGCAUUUUAUGGGGCCCCCUACUGACCCGGGGCCCUCGGCCAGUGCCCAAGUGCUCGAAUGGUCAGCCCGCCCCGGUUCAUGAGACAAGCAGGCUACAGGUUGGGCUUGGACUUCUGGCUACAGGUUUUUCACCUUCCCAGAAAGGAAAAAAGUAUUUGUAGUGUGCGCCAU